Messenger RNA from Dinoponera quadriceps, 2869 nucleotides. RefSeq lists its product as uncharacterized. The coding region runs from base 819 to 1652 and encodes 277 amino acids. The record is from RefSeq and is a predicted model, not a curated record. Lineage: Eukaryota; Metazoa; Arthropoda; Insecta; Hymenoptera; Formicidae. The transcript has 5 exons.
UACCCGGAGCAGAUGUUUACGAGACCAUUCAUUCUCUGUUAAAAGGCCUGCUCGUGAAGUCGUCGAGUUCAUUGGCAUGUGAACUCGAGAGAGGUGUUUCCUCGCGGAAAGCACCGAUCACGGUUGCUCGUGCAUCCGCCUAAAUAAGACACAUCAAUCGCCAUGACGUAACGGCCGAGGAACACCGGGUUCACGACGGUUCGCGGCGCCGGGGCGCACGAAUAAUACGCACCGUGUGAAAGAAAAAUUGCCGUGCUGCCGAAAUAAAUAUGCGCGAUGCGGAAUUCUGUUUGUCGGAGUUUUUUUGUUUAUCACCCGAUAAACGUUUAGUACCUGAGCGCUCGUCAAUGUAGGGAGUCAAGCCGACCGUCUGGGCCGCAGGUUUUGUUUAUCUGUUUUGUUGUAUGUUGGAAUUGUGCGUUGGAAUGUUGACACGGGGGAAUGUGAAAGAAGUAUUAGAAUCGGGCCUGUUCGAGCUGUCGGAGUGCCGUUAUCUUUAAGCACUUUUAACAUUUGCCGAUGCCACUGGACAGUGUUACAUAACAUUGUCACCUAUCUGCCGAGGCGAUAAUACAUCUAAGAUAAGAGAUAUUUUUAAUUUAUGAACACGAUAUUUUAUAUGAAGCAGCUUUCAGUUUUACGCGAUACACCAAUCAAAAUAUGAGGGCCUGCUAGUCGUAGGAUCCUAAGUCGUUAAUACCUCAUAGAAUUUAUUCGUUCUUGUGCUAUUGUCUACGUCGUCGAUUUUACAUUCUUCUAGUCUUGGUGCGUUCCAUCACAUCCCUACGCCCGGAGGGUUAUGUAUCUUAAGUCCAAAGAUGAUACGUAUGAUAUACAAAAACUUUGCGACAUACGGGUCAAAUCUCAUGGGCAUCCUAGCACCUCUGAGUAUCCCGCCGUUGCACAUCGCGUCCUUGUUUUACUUUUGGCAAGAAUACUCGAGAGUGGUGGACAAGGAGUAUUGCUCCUGUUCAUGUUGGGACACUGUGUUUAAAGGCUCGUACGAGUCCGGAAUCGCUUCCUACAAGCACAUGUAUUUCAACGCCACGCAGAACACGCUGAAAAUCUGGAUGGCCAUAGUAAUCGGGGUGAUCUCAUUUUACGAGACGGUGAAGUACUUAACGUGGCUGGCGAUUCAGCAGAGGCUCAGAUAUUCCAUGAUGCUGCUCUUCGCGACCACCGUGUUCUCCCACUACUACACCUGGUGGGUUUACAUAAAUUACUGGAACGACGAGUUUUACUCCCAGUGGUACCAUCAGAUGUUCUUCUCCGUCACCGAGUUAAUAUCCACCUUCUGGGUCCUCCACCUGGCGGACAAUAAGAAUGUCGUGACGCGCAGAAAGGCGUUUACCAUAGUCGCCAUAGCCAUUCUGCAUAUUCUGGCUGCCAGCUGGGAUCAGUUUUUUCAAAACGUCGUCAGGGGGGAAGGAUACGCGCAUCAGGUCGUACGCGAUCUGAUGCUGAUGAUACCGGACAUCCUCCACGUCGCCGUUCCGCUGUGCUCGAUCAAGUGGAAGAGCGGCCAUCAUCUACCCGGAUACGGCAUGAGAUACUCGACUAUUAUACUUUUCCGAAGAUGCACCAUCACGAGGGACUUGGUAUACAUGUUAAACAUAGUCAUGGUCGGACUGUGGAUUUGGGCAUGCUUGUAAUUUCGACGAUAUCGCCGGAAGAAGCGAUCCGGCGAUGGCCUCGAGACGUGCCCAUUCCUUCUAAAACGGCCUUCAUUCGUUUACCAUGCUCUUCCUGCGAAAUAGCCGAACUCCGCGACGUAGAACGCCUAACACGAAAGCCAAAGUUCUCUCUGUGCGACGAAUUCGAUUGUUACUGCGGGUACAGUAACAAUUUCAUUAAUACCACAAAGGGAUGUUCCGUCUGAACGUAGUAUUACCGUUAACGAAUGUGUUCCGAGAAUAGCUGGACUGAGCUUGGGUUGCGUGCCGUCCUAUUUUCUUCUCGUUAGGUUACCACAUCCUCGUCACUUUAUUCGGUACCUUAUCGUCUUAUCUCAUCGUGUGGCCUUUCACAUGUGAGCUUAUAAGACUUUUAUCUAUUAUUUAUCAAGUAUUUUUCGCUGUGCGAAAUUUCGACGUCUUUAUACCAGGCUCGCGAGCGGGCGGCAAUCACGAUAAGCACUGAGUGUAAUUCAAGACUUUGUUAAUACUGAAAUUUUUAUAAUCUAAAGCGCGUUACAGAGGGGAUCGCGAACGAAUAGUGUCUGAAAAGUUACUCUAAAUUUAAGUAUUGCAUUAAUAGCUAACAUAUCAAAUAGCGUGUAGGUAGUUUACGCGAGCGGAAUGUUAUCGUGACAGGAGGGAUUAUCGGCACUAUUAACCAAAAAGUAGCAUACGUAUGCAUAAUACUAUUACAAUAGUAUUAUUUAUCAAAGAUUAAUUCGCUGAUUUUAUCAGAAUCACCCGGUGAUCUUAUAAAAGCGUCGAUUAAUCACAUACAUACGUGCAUGUGCAUACGUGUAUGUAUGUAUAUGGCGAUAUGCAUCGUAUAAAUAAUAGUAUUAUAUUGUAUUUAUGUAAAUUAUGAGAGAUGCUUAAAGUGCCUAUACAUAAUGUAUAUAUAUUAUUUAUACUAUUGUGUUGACUGACGCGGCAACCGAUCGCAAGAAUGAAGAUGCACUCUUUUCGCGUAUUUUAACCACGGCAGAGGUAUGGACGAUUACUUUAAAAUAAUAUCACGCUGUAAUAGCAAUGAAGGGAGAAAUUCCGGAAUUAUCAGGAUGUCUUAGAUCGAUUUGCAAAUGCCAGUUUUCUAACGUCACGUCUUGAUCUUAGAUCCGCUUAGGAGCUUGUUUUUUCCUCUUCGACCGAUAAAAUAUGUAUUAUCCAAAUAAACACACAUAUCUUUAAAGGUA